Messenger RNA from Penicillium waksmanii, 1749 nucleotides. RefSeq names its product glycoside hydrolase family 13 protein. The coding region runs from base 1 to 1749 and encodes 582 amino acids. Gene Ontology annotation, molecular function: alpha-amylase activity. The record is from RefSeq and is a predicted model, not a curated record. Gene Ontology annotation, biological process: oligosaccharide catabolic process. The transcript has a single exon. Lineage: Eukaryota; Fungi; Ascomycota; Eurotiomycetes; Eurotiales; Aspergillaceae.
AUGCCGCACCAGGUGCGAUAUCACGAGCCCAAGUGGUGGAAAGAAAGUGUUGUGUAUGAAAUCUAUGUUUCCAGCUUCAAAGAUUCCAACAAUGACGGAAUCGGUGAUAUCCCUGGCAUCAUCUCCAAGCUGGGUUACCUUCGGGACCUAGGAGUGGACAUCAUCUGGGUCAGUCCUCACUACAAGAGUCCGCAAGUCGAUAUGGGGUACGAUGUCGCCGAUUACCAGAAGAUUCACGAACCUUACGGGUCAAUGAAAGACGUUGAUACCCUCAUAGAGCGAACUCAUGCCCUGGGAAUGAAAAUCAUCUUCGACCUCGUUAUCAAUCACUCGUCGGAUCUCCACCCCUGGUUUGAGGAGUCGCGGUCAUCAGUCGACUCCCCCAAGCGAGAUUGGUACAUCUGGCGCCCUGCCCGAUAUGAUGCGGCAGGAAAGCGCCAUGCUCCAACCAACUGGCGAAGCAAUUUCGGAGGCCCGACCUGGACCUGGGACGAAAAGACCCAACAGUAUUACUUCCAUAUCUAUGCGCCCGAGCAGCCCGAUCUCAAUUGGGAGAAUCCGGACUGUCGACGCGCCCUCUACGACACAACAAUCAGAUUCUGGCUCGAUAAGGGCAUCGAUGGCUUUCGCGUUGACACUGUGAAUCGCUAUUCCAAGCGUAUGGACUUUGUGGAUGCUCCCGUUACCGACCCUGCCGAUGAGACCCAGCUGGCCUUCCACAAUUUCACAAACGGGCCCCGCAUUCACGAAUAUAUUUCGGAAAUGCGAGCGGUACUCGAUGAGUACGACGUCUUCACUGUAGGAGAGCUUCCCAAUACUCCGGAUGAAUCCGACGUGAUGCGAUUUAUCUCGGCUCAAGCAAAGCAAGUCGACAUGGUUUUCAACUUUGAUACAGUAUAUCUUGGUCAAACCCCAGGUGAUCGCUUCAGACAGCAGGAUUUUACCAAGAAAGACUUCAAGCGGGAGCUGACCAAGUGGCAAAAUGUGAUUCGGGACACGGAUGCCUGGACGACGGUUUUUCUUGAGAACCAUGACCAAGGCCGAUCUGUUUCUCGUUUUCUAUCAGAUGACCCGGCCUAUCGCAUCCAAGCAGCCAAGAUGUUGGCCUUGGUGCUUGGAACGAUGACGGGCACCCUCUUUCUAUACCAAGGUCAGGAAAUUGGUAUGGUUAACGCACCGUCUUCCUACCCUGUUGAAGAGUACAAAUGUAUUCGCUCGGUCAACCAUUACAACAAAAUUCGGCGGCAGACUGGUGGUGACCCUGCGGCUUUGGAACAAGCGUUAAAUGCACUUCAAAAGGUUGCCCGAGACCAUGCCAGAGUGCCAAUGCAAUGGGACGACUCCGCCAACGCAGGUUUUUGCGCUGCUUCCGUCACUCCAUGGAUGCGCGUGCUGGACACUUAUCGUGAAAUCAAUGUUACCAGUCAGAUAGGCAACAAAGGAAGUGUCCUCGAGUUCUGGAAGACCGUGAUUCGAUUCAGGAAGCAGUACAAGGGUCUCGCAAUUUAUGGGCGAUUCCGGCCGAUUGAUCAAAAUGAAGAUGUGCUGACCUUCAUCAAGGAAGACACCGAUGGCAAAGUCUUACUCACGGUCGCGAACCUGAGCGACCAGCCACAACUGUGGUCGCUUCCAUCGUCUUAUCCCAGGUUGAAGCCAUCUAACCUCGCACUAAGUACUCUUUCACAAGUGGUUGGCCACUCUAGCCUGGCCGCCUUUGAAGGAAGAGUUUAUGUCUCAGACGUCCUCUGA